AUGAACAUCAUCACCUGGAUGAGCAACUACACUGGACAGUCAGAUUUCACCCUGGUGGGAUUAUUCAGUCAAUCCAAACACCCUGCUCUGCUUGCUGUGGUCAUAUUUGUGAUUUUCCUGAUGGCACUGUCUGGCAAUGCCCUCCUGAUCCUCCUGGUACUCUCUGACACCCGCCUCCACACACCCAUGUACUUUUUCAUCAGCCAGUUGUCCCUCAUGGACAUGAUGUACAUUUCUGUCACUGUGCCCAAGAUGCUCAUGGACCAGGUCCUGGGGAGCCACAGGAUCUCAGCUGCUGCCUGUGGGAUGCAGAUGUUCCUCUAUGUGACACUAGCAGGUUCAGAAUUUUUCCUUUUAGCUACCAUGUCUUAUGACCGCUAUGUGGCCAUCUGCCAUCCACUCCGUUAUCCUGUUCUCAUGAACCGCAGGGUGUGUCUCCUCCUGAUGUCUGCCUGCUGGUUCCUGGGAUCCUUAGAUGGCUUCAUGUUCACCCCUGUCACCAUGACCUUCCCAUUCUGUGGAUCCCGGGAAAUCCAUCACUUCUUCUGUGAGGUCCCCGCUGUGACAAAGCUCUCUUGCUCAGACACCUGGCUCUAUGAGAACUUCAUGUACCUGUGUUGUGUGCUUAUGCUUCUCAUCCCUGUGACAGUCAUCUCAAGCUCCUACACAUCCAUCCUCCUCACUGUUCACAGGAUGAACUCGACAGAGGGCAAGAAAAAGGCUCUUGCCACCUGCUCCUCCCACAUGACUGUGGUCAUCCUCUUUUAUGGUGCUGCUGUCUACACCUACAUGCUCCCUGCCUCCUUCCACACCCCAGAGAAGGACAUAGUGGUGUCUGUGUUUUACACGAUACUCACCCCUCUGUUGAACCCACUGAUCUACAGUCUGAGGAAUAAGAAUGUCACAGAAGCUCUGAAGAAAUUAUUGGGUGUGAAACCUCUCUUUCAAGAAGCAGUAAAACAAGUCAUUUGGAAUGAAUAG
Arvicola amphibius (Eurasian water vole) is the source of this 981-nucleotide messenger RNA. RefSeq names its product olfactory receptor 2T29-like. The transcript has a single exon. Gene Ontology annotation, molecular function: olfactory receptor activity; G protein-coupled receptor activity. The record is from RefSeq and is a predicted model, not a curated record. Gene Ontology annotation, biological process: G protein-coupled receptor signaling pathway. NCBI's taxonomy places the organism in Eukaryota, Metazoa, Chordata, Mammalia, Rodentia, Cricetidae. Bases 1 to 981 code for a protein of 326 amino acids. Gene Ontology annotation, cellular component: membrane.